Molecule: messenger RNA, 553 nt
Organism: Moneuplotes crassus
Lineage: Eukaryota; Ciliophora; Spirotrichea; Euplotida; Euplotidae
Source: the annotation of a GenBank genome assembly
AUGGAAUACAAACAGGCUUCUAGAAUGGCUCCAAGGAAAUAUGUCACCUCUGAAAUGGUUGAGCACAAUCGCAAAUUGAGAACUCUUGAACUGCUCAUCCAAAAGAAUGACACUAACAUCGCAGAGUGUAAUAUCCUCGUUGACUUCAUGAAGGACAUCCAUAAGAACUGGAGAGACGGGUUCAAAGAUGACAAGCAGGAAAUCGCCAAAUUGAAGGAGGAGAAAAGACAGGAAAAGACAAGAACCAAGAAAUAUAAAAGGUCUAAAAAGCAGGCCAGAAAGGAAAUUAGAAAAGCACGAACUGAGCUUAUGACUAUUGAAGAUAUGAUAAUCAAGCUAAAUUAUAAGGCCAAACUUAAGGAGUAUAACAGAAUUAAGAGAAUCAAUGAAAGAAACAAGGCCAAUCCAGAUAAAGAAUUCAAAAGAGAGCUGACUAAAAUCUAUCAGAGAUGCAUCAAAGUGCGAGGAAAUUCUUUAUUCUAUGAAAAUGACUAGUUCUUAAUAAACUAUUGACUAUAUUACUACCUUAUGAUAGAAUUUAAUAUUUUUCAAU